This is a messenger RNA of Puntigrus tetrazona (Sumatra barb), 3178 nucleotides long. Its product is annotated as amyloid-beta A4 precursor protein-binding family A member 1-like. The transcript is spliced from 12 exons. The record is from RefSeq and is a predicted model, not a curated record. The coding region runs from base 296 to 3178 and encodes 960 amino acids. Gene Ontology annotation, cellular component: dendritic spine; plasma membrane; cytoplasm. Gene Ontology annotation, molecular function: protein binding; amyloid-beta binding. NCBI's taxonomy places the organism in Eukaryota, Metazoa, Chordata, Actinopteri, Cypriniformes, Cyprinidae. Gene Ontology annotation, biological process: chemical synaptic transmission.
UAAAAUCAGAGUUCUUAUAGACAGAAUAAACCCUGAACGUAUUAAUAUGCGCACAGGAAGUGUCACUGACUCAAAAGCACAAGACAGAUGGUGCGAUUUGUCGCGGGAUGGUUUGGGGGCAGGGAGGGUAUUUACUGCCGUAUAAUCCGCUCUGAUGUCACCGUGUAAAGAAGGAGGGGUCUGAGAUCCGUUCGCUUUAAUCCCAGCGCGUCGAUAAGAACGACCGACGAAGAUGAAGAGCUCUUCUUCAUCGCUCGUGUUCGUGACAGGCGAUGAGCAGUGAGUGGGCGGAGCCAUGAGCCAUAGGGAGGAGCCAGAGGAGGCGGGUCUCAGAGGUCCUCCCCCUCAUCGCAGCAAGCAGGCCAAUGGGACGCCUCUAGAAGGCGGUCGACCCAGAUGGAGGCCAUGCCAGCUUCACAAUCCGGAUGCAGAAGGCCAAGGCCACCACCAUCAUCACCACCAACACUAUCACCAUCAAGCCAACCAGCACCCGUCUGGAUCGAGCCGGGCUGCACCGCGUCACCGUAGGCGGCACGUUCCCGGGCAAGCACAACGCAGGCGGGCUGAGAGCGGAGAUACAGAAGCUAGAGCUGGCCAACAGCCCAAAGCGGGGGCGUCAAGACACCACCGAAGCGGAGAGAGACUCCAUCAGCACAGAUAUAGACAGCAGCACAAAGCAGAAGAAGAAGAGGUGGUCAAAACUCCUCCGAAAAAACAAGCUCCAGAGCCGUUAUCUCCUGAAGAUUCCUCGCAAGAACUGCUGACUCCUUCUCCUCAGGAUGAACCAAUCACUGAUAGUCUGGAUGGAAACAGUCCAGAUGUGUCCCAUUCAUCUGAUACACAAGUCGAUCGCGAUCUAGAGUCUUCAAGGGAACAGCUGGAGGACAUAGUUCAAAGUGAAGAAUCAACAUUGGGCGAAGAGGAACUGACCAAAGAAGAAUAUUUUAAAGAAACUCCUGAGCAGGACUAUGCUCCUCCUAAGACUGCUUCAAAAAGUCGUCCUGAAAGUAAAAGAACCAGUCCGCUAAGAGUAGACGUUCCUCCAUUCGUCACAUCUCCUCACCAUAUGAUAAACAAACCUUUUUUCCAGUCUCCACGAAGCUUCCCUGAGACUCUUCGAAGCUACAAUUCAGAUCCGAACUCAUACCCUCCUCUUUUUAACGUGGGUUAUUCUCACACAAACAAGGAUAAAGGGUUUGAGAGUCCCAUGUCCCAUCAAGAAGAUCUCUCAGACUCCAGUCCCGAAGCCUGCUCUGAUUCCUACCCGCAGCUGAGCCCUGAAGAGACUCAGAGAGAAUCAUACCUAACAGAUCCUCAUCCAGCCCUCGAGGGACCUCAAGUGUUCGAGAGCGUGACCACGGAUGAGUGCGACCCUCAGGAAGACAUCGGUCUGCUUCGUUCCGUGGGCUCCAGGCUGCACCACUACGACGAACAGUCAGGAGAUGAAGCCGAAAGCUCAGGGAGAGUCAGGGCCCAGGUCAGGAAGACGUCAAGCUCGACUAGCCUUUCCCAAGAAGCUCCUCCACGAGAGGAGGCUCCGGAAACUGCUCAGCUUUCACCUGAAGCCGUGGAAAGACCUGACACGUCGUCCGCUCCGGCCCAGGAUCAGAUAACAGAGUACUGCAGAGACGCAGGGGACGCUGUCUCGCUGGCUAUUAAGGAUAUUAAGGAAGCUAUCGAGGAGGUGAAGACCAAGACGGUGCGCUCGCCCUACACGCCUGAUAAGAUCACAGAGCCCGUGUGGGUGAUGAGGCAGGAUCUGAGCCCGGUUGAGGAGAGCCAUCCUCAGCCACAGCCUCAGUCUGCAUGUCAGCUCUCGCUAACUUCUCCACAGUAUGCGGUGAGUGAGCUGUCCGCCGUGAUUACUGUAAUUCCUUACGUAAAUGUAGCUUUUGUAUUUCUUCAGUUGUCCAAAAUAAUAGACCGUAAAUCAUGUCAUAUUAAUGAAUGUGUCUCGUCUGUCCAGUCACCAGGCUCAGGCUCCACCUCCCCUCAGGGGGCGGAGUCUUCCAGCCGUCACCUGCCGUCACAUGAGGGGAGUGACAGCUUCGAGUCUCCAUCUCCUGCCAGUAAAGAGUCAAGGAGAAGUCUUGCUUCAUUUCCGACAUAUGUAGAAGUACCAGGCCCAUGUGACCCAGAGGACCUCAUCGACGGUAUUAUCUUUGCUGCUAACUACCUGGGAUCCACCCAGCUGCUCUCAGACAAGACACCCUCCAAAAACGUGCGCAUGAUGCAGGCUCAGGAGGCUGUGAGUCGCAUUAAGACGGCCCAGAAAUUAGCCAAAAACAGGAAGAAGGCUCCAGAAGGUGAAGCUCAGCCCAUGACGGAGGUGGACCUAUUCAUCUCCACUCAGAGAAUCAAAGUGCUCAAUGCAGACUCGCAGGAGACCAUGAUGGACCACCCUUUAAGGACCAUCUCCUACAUCGCUGAUAUUGGGAACAUUGUGGUGUUGAUGGCCCGCAGGAGAAUGCCUCGCUCCGACUCUCAGGAGAACAUGGAAGCCUCUGACCCAGCUCAGGACGAGAAGCGCCAAUACAAGAUGAUCUGUCACGUGUUUGAGUCUGAAGAUGCUCAGCUCAUAGCUCAGUCCAUCGGCCAGGCUUUCAGUGUGGCGUACCAAGAGUUCCUGCGUGCCAAUGGCAUCAACCCAGAGGAUCUGAGCCAGAAAGAGUACAGCGACCUCCUUAACACACAGGACAUGUACAACGAUGACCUCAUUCACUUUUCCAAGUCUGAGAACUGCAAAGAUGUUUACAUAGAGAAGCAGAAGGGUGAGAUUCUUGGGGUGGUGAUCGUGGAGUCGGGCUGGGGCUCCAUCCUGCCCACGGUGAUUAUAGCAAACAUGAUGCAUGGUGGCCCGGCAGAGAAGUCCGGCAGACUGAACAUCGGGGACCAGAUUAUGUCCAUCAAUGGCACCAGCCUGGUGGGGUUACCUCUCUCCACCUGUCAGAGCAUUAUCAAGGGACUGAAGAACCAAUCCAGAAUAAAGCUUAACAUUGUGAGAUGUCCACCUGUGACCACUGUCCUCAUCAGAAGACCAGACCUGAGAUAUCAACUGGGAUUUAGUGUGCAGAAUGGCAUUGUGGGUGGUACAAAGAGCUGUAGAUUGUCCGUGGUUUAUAUUGAAAGAAAUCCUUUGGUUUCAUCUGGUGAAGCUGUAAGCCCCACAGAGUACUAG